AUGCGCUUCUCAUUCGUUCUCCUCCUCGCGGUCCUCGGCUGCUUCCUGCUGGCCCGGGAGGGUGGUGCGACAGGCACCUCCACCACCGUGGCCUCCACCAGCAGCAGCACCACCACCAGCUCCUCGGCCACCAGCACCACCGCCGCGACGUCCACUGCCACCACAACAGUCGCUCCCUCCACCGCCACCACCACUGUGGCCUCCUCGACCUCGGACACGACCACGGCGUCGUCCUCCUCCUCGGGAUCCUCGGGAUCCUCGGGCUCGAGCUCGGGCUCGGCAGCGGCCAGGCGUCGCAGACGCGCCUUCAUUCGUCGUCGUCGCCAGCUGAGGAGGCAGCGCCAGGAGCGCAGGAGGCGCCGCAUGCUGCAGCUGUACGAGCGGCAGCGCCGGCUGAUCAGCCAGCUCAGCGGCUAG
Molecule: messenger RNA, 417 nt
Organism: Drosophila persimilis
Lineage: Eukaryota; Metazoa; Arthropoda; Insecta; Diptera; Drosophilidae
Product: protein new-glue 2
Exons: 1
Coding region: 1-417 (138 amino acids)
Source: RefSeq, a predicted model, not a curated record